GGUCCGCGCACGCGUCAGAUGCUCAGAAGCGCCCAAAGAAUUGAGUUUAUCUGCGUUGUCUCCGGCUGCCGACAAAUGCUCGAUUGAUAAGCAGGCGCUACAGCACUCGUGAUGGACGCACCGCCAGCGGCUGGCCCGGGUCCUCCGAACAGCACCCGGGCACCACUGACUUCCACACCCAGCCUCAGCCGUAUCCCCACGCUACAAGCUGGCCUGCGCAGUAGUAAUACGCGGUUACCAUCUCCACCAGUUAGCCCUGGUCUUAGCUCUCCGUCGACGCCGAACGCCAACGGCUUCGGCGGUGGACAGGGAAGCGGCAGCAACACCUGGACGGCAGGGAUGCUGGCCAGUAUGCGAGGCAGCAGUCCAACGCUGGCUUCAGCCGCCACAGCUGCCGAGCGUGAGCGUCGAGCCUCUGUCAGCAACUCCGUGUAUCUGGGGCAGCCGGCACCAUCGUACGGUCCCACCAGCAGCAGCACCGGCGCUACCACGCCUGGAGCAGCGGGAGCGGGAGCAGGACCACCGGGACGCCCAGGGCUGCCGCCCAGCCUGUCGAUGCCGCGAGGGAACGACAGCUCUAUACCGGGGCAGUCGCAUCGCUCAUCCCUCAGCGGCCGACCGCCCACACCCACUGGGUCAGGGCUGCGUUCAUCCAUCGGCGGCCCGCCCAGCGCAUCCAUAACGCUGGGCGGGGCAUUGGCAGCGUCUGGGAGCGGCCUCAUCCGCUCGGUGGACCUCUCGACGGCAGUGCCGCCGUCGGCUGCUGCGGCGACAGCUGCAAGUGUUGGAGCUGGCGCUUACUCGGACGCGGGCACAGGCCGCAGCCACAUCCAGGUGGCCGUACGCCUCAGGCCCUUGUGCGAGAAGGAGCGGCAGCGAGGUGACCGCGCUGUGUGGGGAGUGGACCAGGAGGGGAACGUUGGCAUGCUGGAUGCGGCCGGCGGCUUCAUCGCCAAGCACAGGUUUGACACAGUUUUUGGCCCCGACACCGACAACGCUCUGGUGGCCAGCAGCCUGGCGCUGCCGCUGGUGGCUCCGGCGCUGGCAGGCGUCAACGGCACCAUCUUUGCGUACGGCGUCACCAGCAGCGGCAAGACACACACAAUGAUGGGCACAGAAUCGGACCCCGGUGUAGUGCCACGCAUCGUGCGGGAGCUGUUUGCCCAGAUGGAGGCGGCGGGGUCGGCCCGGCUGUUCCGAGUGCGCAUGUCAGUCAUGGAGAUUUACAACGAGGUCCUAAACGAUCUGCUCGACCCCACGCGUACCAACCUCAAAGUCCGUGAGGACGCUCGCAGCGGGAUAGUCCUGGUGGAUGGACUGUUGGAGGCGCCGGUGGCAAGCGCGCAGGAGGCGUUGGGCCUUAUAGCGCGCGGCGACCACAACCGCAAGGUGUCCGCCACCGCCUUCAAUGAGGACUCCUCGCGCUCUCACACCAUCACACGCAUUACCGUGGAGUCAGCCCCUGCGCCUGCAGACGCGGGCGCCGACGCCAGCACGCCCGGCACACGUGGCCCCGGCAGCAGCCGGCUGGUGUCCUGCCUGUGCCUCAUUGACCUGGCAGGCUCGGAGAGCGCGAGGGCGGUGGUGAGCAAGGGCCAGCGCAUGGAGGGCUCCUACAUCAACCGCUCGCUGCUGACGCUGGGCACAGUCAUCCACAAGCUGGCGUCGGUGGAGGGCCGAGGCGCCGCCGGAGCCGCCGGCCACAUCCCUUUCCGCGACUCCAAGCUGACGCGCCUGCUUCAACCGAGCUUGUCCGGCCCUGGCGCCCGGGUGGCGGUGGUGUGCAACGUGACGCCGGCGGGCGGACAGAGCGAUGAGACCGCCAACACGCUCAAGUUCGCAGCGCGGGCCAAGCUGGUGCAGGUGACGGCCCGCGCCAACGAGCUGCUGGACGACCGCGCGCUGCUGCGGCGCUACCAGAAGGAAGUGGCGGACCUGAAGCGCCAGCUGGCCGAGGCGCGGCGGCUGCUGAUGGAGGCAGGCAUCAGCCCCGGACCCGGCCUGCGGCUGCUGGGCGCGGAUGCGGGCGGCGGCAGCGUGUCAACAGCGCUGGCAGACGCGGCUAUGGCGGCGCCGCCGCCGGAUGAGGAGGCGGCGGCAGCGCUGCAGGCGGAGCGGGAUGCGCGGCGCGGGGCGGAAAUGGAGGCGAUGAUGCUCAAGAUCAAGCUGGCGCGGCUGCAGGUGUUUGUGGAGGAGCGGGGCGGCAAUGUAGAUGAGGUCAUGUUUGGUGGCAGCAGCACGCCCACCGGCGCAGGCAGCAGCUCUGGCAUGAUGGGCGCAGGGGGCGCGGACGGAGCGUCGUCGCUCCUCACGGCCUCCGCCUCGGAGCACCAGCUGGGCGGCGGCCGGCAGUCGCUGCUGCUCACGUCCGCAGGCGAGGAGCUGAUGUACCCACCCGGACACAUGCGCCACAUCGCCAGCAGCCCUGGCCUUACCGGCGGCGUGAACGGGCCCGGAGCCGAGGCAGGUGUGGGUGGUGAAAGCGGCUGGAGCACGCCGGGGCCGGCCUCCGGGCCGAACACGGAGGGUGGCUGUGCCGCAGCAGGGCUGCGGGUCCAGGAGGUGCCUGCGGCACGGCCGUCGGUGACCGGCCGCCGCGUGUCGGAGAGCCGCAUUCCAGCGGGGCCGGGCGUGCAGGGGCUGGGCUUGCCGGUGUGGAGUGAUGAGCCCGUGGACCGGGAAGGGCGGCCCGUCUUGGGCGGCAGCGCGUCCAAGCGGGCGCUGGGCUCGAGCCUGUUGGACCAGUUGGGCGGCGAGGCGGCACCCACCAUUACGGCACGUGGCUCGGACUCUGCGGGCGAUGUGGGUGAUCUGCGGCAGCAGGUGGCGGCGGCGCUGGGCGCGGGCGGGGUGGCGGCCAGUGGGGGCGGCAGCCCCGAGUCCGAGGGCGAGGAGGAAGACUUCAACGUCAACGACGGCCUUAUGUCUCAGAUCCAAGACAUGAUCAAGGACGCUAAGGUUCCCACGCUAGCCAGCCCCAGCGCGGCCAGCGUCUCACGCUCUGAGGUCUUCAGCACGCACCACCACACCGCUCAGCCGCCGAAGUCUCCAUCCUCACACCCCGCCCCGCCCGGUCGCGGCGCCGGCCCACCCGCCACGCCGCCGCCGCCCAUCCGCACCAACUCUGCCAGCGGCCUGGGUAGCGCGGGUAUGGGCCUGGGCCCCGCCUCGGUCUCAUCCCUGGCCCGCCGCUCCAACACGCUGAGCCCCACCAGCAGCUACGCGGGCGGCAUUGACGCCGAGUUCGACCGCGACUUGGAGCUGCAGGUGCUCAACGCCGACCGCGAGGUGCUCCACGACCAGCUGGUGGCCAGCGAGGCCGCCAACGAGCGCCUCACCACGCAGGUUGAGAACCUGCGGCGGCAGCUGGGCUCAUACGAGGUGCUGACCAAGCAGGCGGCAGGCGAGCUGGCGGACAUACGGCGGCUGAAGGAGGCGUUCCAGAAGCGGCUGCAGCGCGAGAACGACGCCCUCCGGGCGCAGCUGGUGUCGCUGGGUGCGGUGCCGGUGGUGCCGGUGCAUGUGGCUCAAGGCAGCGCUGCGCGGGGCGCAGCCAGCGUACAAGGGCAGGGGACUCCUUUUGCUGGCGCCACGGGCUCGCACGCACAUGCUCCCCCACACGCACACGCCAACGUGGCGUCGCGCUUCGGUCAGAACCAGCCUUCCAUCAUGCAGACCGUGCAGCAGCAGAUGCAGCAGCAGAUGCAGGUGAUGCAGCAGCAAGGAGUCCACAGCCUGGCUGCGUUUGGCUCGCCGGCGCCGGUUGCGCAGAUGCCAGGACUGCAUGGCACAAGCGGUGCAGGGCUGGCGUCCGUUGCCGCCACGCCCACGCGGCCCACCGCGCCAGUAGCGCAUCCGUCUGCAAGCCAGUCCUCGGUGGGCAGCGGGCGGCAGCGGUCCUCAGGCAUUCCGAAUGCAUCGGCAGGAGGUGGGGAUGCCGGCGGUGUCGGAGGAGGGUCUGGACUGCUCUCAGAGCCUACGCUGUCUCAGCUCGUGCUGCCGCGCGGGGCAAGCGACAGGGAGAACGGCGGCGCUGCGGCUGGGCCUUCUGGCACUGCGGUUGUCAGUCCGCCGGGCGCGGCCACAUCAGAUGUGUCGUCGGUUCGCUCCUCGGCAGAUGACGCGGCGCUCCUGGCCAUGUUGGAACGUGAGGUGCAGGAGCUGCAGCUGGAACAACAACAGGAGGAGCAGCCGCAACAGUCGCAGCAGCAGGGCAAGGGUGUGCACGGCAGUCCUGAGGCUCGGCAGCAGGCGAUUGAGGCGGUGCACAGAAUCGAGGCCACUGUCAAGGGUAUGAUCAAGGAUCGUGAACGCAUUUGAGCAGCGCUUGGAGCGAUGAGGUAGCCAAGCUUGUGUGGAGUCAAGUUUGAGGGCGCGACCUUUCAAUGUCGCGCGUGUGGGGGCGUGGAGUGCAGAUAACUAUCGACUGGGUAUUCAUCUAAACAGAGAGCAGUGAUACAUACUGACCUACGUACGCGUGCUUUGCAUCCUGGUCAGUGUGAGAGAAUAGAGAAGGAUAGUUCAGGCGUUCUAGAUUGCAUGGUACGGUAACGUGUGUCCAAUUGGACACCGUCGGUCGGGCGUCACCAUUAAACACUUUAUACGCUUGCUAGCCUAUGCGUGCCGUGUCUGCGCGUGCCAAUCAGUUCUGAGCGCCUCUUACACUUGCUGUGAGCGCCUUCAGCCACAUCAUGGCUGCGGUUGGUGGCACCCUAACCUCAGUUGCGGCCAGAUGACGCCAUUGCAGUAAUGCAGACUGACUACGGUACUCUUAACAGCAUUCAUCAACGGUAAUCAGCCCCAACCUGCGGCCUUCUACAAGUUCUGCGGCCUGGCAAGACCACACGCGGCCGGCGCACUGUAAGGGCGAUAUUGCGCUCGCUGCUCCCGUGCCGUGCCUUCAUCAUCCUGCCGCACCACUGCCUGCGCGUCAGUGCCUGCUCACCAUCACCGCCAGUGCCGCCAACAGGUAGGGGCCCGCAUCGCCCUGCCAUGCACGCACCCUCGCCCGUACGUAAAGCCAGCACCAUGCAGUAUGCGUUCGCAAUUACGCACUAACCAUCACAGUCGCUUGUAUACCCGUCUUGCGAGUGCUCCCCCACCAAGGGGUUCCCACCAAGACUCGCAUGCACGUGCAUAAGUGCUAUGCAGCUGUUGUGGUCGUGUUAAUGGAGGUAGGUCGGUGACGGUCACUGAUGUUAUAAUAGGACACCGGUCAUUGCUGGGGGCUGGGGACUUGGCAUUGCCAGGCGCUGCAAAGACCUCUCACAAUAAUACACUGUCGUUCCGUGACGAGCAUUGGGCGGAUUCCCAGGUCCGGGCGGUCGCAAGGAUGUAUGAUGCCUGCACGAGCGAUGCAGGAUUGAACUCUUCACGG
This is a messenger RNA of Chlamydomonas reinhardtii, 5377 nucleotides long. RefSeq lists its product as uncharacterized. The transcript has 16 exons. The coding region runs from base 340 to 4320 and encodes 1326 amino acids. The record is from RefSeq and is a predicted model, not a curated record. Gene Ontology annotation, molecular function: microtubule binding; ATP binding; microtubule motor activity. Gene Ontology annotation, biological process: microtubule-based movement. NCBI's taxonomy places the organism in Eukaryota, Viridiplantae, Chlorophyta, Chlorophyceae, Chlamydomonadales, Chlamydomonadaceae.